GCGCUUGUAGUCCGUAGUCCGUGCUGGGCAGCGCAUGGCAACAGGUCCUGCUGCACACAUUGCCCAGAGCACCUGCACUCGAGUCCUUUAGCUUGGAAAACGCGUACUUUCGCGUCAGAAAGAAAUCGCAGCAAAUAGACAAACCCAGCUACGGACAACUCCCGGGCUAUCCUCCGGGUCUAGAGCACGACAACAACAAGAACAACAACACCAAGAAGCGCGACGAAGUGGCUAAGACAGCAUCUAAGCAUCCUUGAAAGCGCCAAAUCGAAGCACGUCGUCGCCUUGGGCGCCAAAGUCAAAGGCAAAUCGAAGAAAGAUUUGGGAACGCUUUGGGCGUUGGGACGGAAAUGCGUGCCGACGCGCUUCUUUUUAAUUAACCGGAUCUGGGUGAGCCCGAGGUGAACCGAGGUGAGUGGACAGGCGGACGGGAUGCCCUGAAGGAGCUUGAACGGAGGAGAUCCGAGCAGCAGCAGCAGCAUGAUGACGGGCGCCAACAUCGACUACGACUAUCUGCUCAAGUUCCUGGUGCUAGGCGAUUCAGGCGUGGGCAAGACCUGCCUGCUCUACCAGUACACAGAUGGCCGUUUCCACUCCCAGUUCAUCUCCACUGUGGGCAUCGAUUUCCGCGAGAAGCGGCUGGUGUACAACUCCCGCGGACGUCGCCACCGCAUCCAUCUACAGAUCUGGGACACCGCCGGCCAGGAGCGCUUUCGCUCCCUAACCACAGCCUUCUACCGAGAUGCCAUGGGAUUUCUACUCAUCUUCGAUCUGACCAGCGAGAAGAGCUUCCUGGAGACGGCCAACUGGCUCUCACAGCUACGGACGCACGCCUACUCCGAGGACGCGGAUGUGGUGCUCUGCGGCAACAAGUGCGAUCUGCUGCAGCUGCGCGUGGUGAGCCGCGACCAGGUGGCGGCCCUGGCCAAUCGCUACCGUCUGCCCUAUAUCGAGACCAGUGCCUGCACCGGCGCCAAUGUCCAGGAGGCCGUUGAGCUCCUCGUGGGCCGUGUUAUGGAGCGGAUCGAGAAUGCUGCCUGCAAUCGGGAGCUCUCCCUACUGCUCACCCAGUCGCGUUGCCUGCCGAGCAUUGCCUACGGCCCACCGGAGUUGCUGCGUCUGCAUGAAAGGUCGGAUCAGGAGCCCUCUGCAUCGCAGCGGCGGAACUGCCGCAAUUGCUAGUCCAAAUCGAAGAUUAAUACACCCAUUCCCCCUAAUCCCAGCACCACCCGCAGCCGAGUUAGUUGUUUAUAUCUCGUCUACUGUUUUCCGGAUCUCUACAUGUGUUUCGCUGUA
Messenger RNA from Drosophila kikkawai, 1296 nucleotides. It is a transcript of the gene Rab27, whose product is annotated as RAS oncogene family member Rab27. Lineage: Eukaryota; Metazoa; Arthropoda; Insecta; Diptera; Drosophilidae. Gene Ontology annotation, molecular function: GTPase activity; GTP binding. The record is from RefSeq and is a predicted model, not a curated record. Gene Ontology annotation, cellular component: dendritic spine; trans-Golgi network transport vesicle; synaptic vesicle. Gene Ontology annotation, biological process: protein localization to plasma membrane; cilium assembly; protein secretion.